Molecule: messenger RNA, 5096 nt
Organism: Zootoca vivipara (common lizard)
Lineage: Eukaryota; Metazoa; Chordata; Lepidosauria; Squamata; Lacertidae
Gene: ILRUN
Product: inflammation and lipid regulator with UBA-like and NBR1-like domains
Biological process (GO): macroautophagy
Cellular component (GO): phagophore assembly site
Molecular function (GO): ubiquitin binding
Source: RefSeq, a predicted model, not a curated record
UUUUCUCGUUCGUUCCCCCUCCCCCCCAUGCAGCUCUGAGGAGGCGGUAGUGGCGGCUCGCGGGCAGCCCGGGGCCUAGUGGAAGGGGCCGGGCUGGCGCGGGCAGAGGGGCUCCCGUCGCCAUGGAGGGGAUGGAAGUGGACCUGGACGCCGAGUUGAUGCAGAAGUUCAGCUGCCUGGGAACCACCGACAAGGACGUGCUCAUUGGCGAGUUCCAGCGACUUCUCGGCUUUCAGCUCAGCCCCGCCGGCUGCGCCUUCUUCCUGGACAUGACGAACUGGAACUUACAAGCAGCCAUUGGAGCCUACUAUGAUUUUGAGAGUCCAAACAUCAAUGUGCCCUCCAUGUCCUUUGUUGAAGAUGUGACCAUAGGAGAAGGAGAAUCCAUCCCUCCUGACACUCAGUUUACAAAAACAUGGAGGAUACAAAACACAGGGACAGAAGCAUGGCCUCCAGGUGUUUGUCUUAAAUAUGUCGGGGGAGACCAGUUUGGCCAUGUGAACAUGGUGAUGGUCCGAUCAUUGGAGCCCCAGGAGAUUGCAGAUGUCAGCGUACAGAUGUGCAGCCCUAGUACUGCAGGAAUGUAUCAAGGACAGUGGCGAAUGUGCACUGCUACAGGACUUUAUUAUGGAGACAUCAUCUGGGUGAUCCUCAGUGUGGAAGUUGGAGGACUUUUAGGAGUAACGCAGCAACUGUCAUCGUUUGAAACUGAGUUCAACACACAACCACAUCGCAAGGUAGAAGGAAACUUUAACCCGUUCGCCUCUCCGCAGAAGAACAGGCAACCAGAUGAAAACAACCUAAAAGACCCUGGGGGUUCUGAGCUAGACACAAUCAGCAAAAACACGUGGGGGCCUGCUCCUGACCAAAUUGAACAAGAUCAGACUGAACUGUCACAAAACUCUGUAAAUCUCUCCCCCAGCAGUCACUCGAACAACUUAUCAGUAGUGACAUACAGUAAGGGUUUUCACGGUCCUUAUCCCUUUGGACAGUCUUAAAAACAAAAACGGGUAUCGUCGAGAAGAGAAUUUGACAAAGAAUGGACUUGGGAGGGAGGGGGAGUUCUUAUGGCUUAUAGAAGAUACAACAUGAACCCCCUUCUUGGUCUCCAUAUCCUGAGAUAAGAAGAAAACAACAAUAACUUAAGACUAGUUGUUUCCAGAAAAAAACAAAACUAAAGUAUGCAUGUGUGAAUGCUGAAUUUCAGGAGUGCUGUUCAGUGCUAUGAGAGAGAAAAAUACACCAAUGUUUUGUUUAGAAGUCAUUGUCACAGUUAAUUAGGUAGCCUAAAAGAAAUUUUUUAAAAAAGAUUAAAAUGGAAAAGCCAUCUCUUUUAAAAAGAAAUUAUUUUGCCUACAGAGAGGUUGUAGUCUGAGCAAAUGUUAAUUUUUCGUUCCUUGUUCAUAACUUUUUAAAAAGGGACAGCGUGCAUUUUUAUGGAGAUGUGCUUGCUAUGAAAUGGAAGCUUGCUUAGCAUUUUCUUGGUUAGUGCAGACGGUAUUAAUUUCUAGCUUGAUCAAUAUCCAAAUCCAUAAAUUUUAAUGUCUCUCCCCCCCUUUUGGUUAUUUGCCUUUAUUCUGCUUUUGGUAUCAUUCUUCUGGGCAUGGUGUGCAUUAGUCAUCUGCUAGUUCUUUUCUGUUUGGCAAAGUUGCUCAGACCCAUUUUUGCCAUUCGUUGUGCAGGGCAAGAAUGUCAAGAGGGUAAAAACACUGAGCUGAUGCAAGAGGGAUGUCUUGUGCUUUGAUUGUGGCACAUGCUCUUACUUAAAUUCCAAAGUUUGCCCUGAACCGUUAGUAUAUUGAAAUAUUCCCAGGUUCAUUAAUGUACGGUAACUGUCUUUGAGACAGCUAUGCAUGUAUAUGUCACUUUUGUGCCAAGAAGAAAAAUUAUUUUCCGGCGUGGUAGAGCACCAAUUAUUAAAUUUCCAUGACACUUCUAAGAUGUAAAUUUCACACCAUCUGUUUUAUAUUGGAAUGACCACUUUGAGUCUUCAGUGAUAAAAAAAUAACUAGCUUGUUGGCAGAGACUAAAUUGCUUUGAACGUAUGGGAGAAAGAAGAACCAUCAGCAGCCAUUCACAGCAAUUCCUUCUGCUUAUCAGCUUGUUUUUUCUCUGAACACUUGGUUUUAUAGACGUGUGUGGGGUGUGUGUGUGUGGAAUUGUUUAAGAUCUAAUUGCGUACAGCCCAUGAAGAAUGAUAGCCAUAUAAUUGAGGCCAAGCUGUCCAAUUCCAUAGAGAAUUAGCAGAGCAUGGUCUCUUGAAACUCUUGGGUUUUGCAUCGGUUUAAGGAGGAGGGGGGUUCUGUCUAAUUCAAAAACUUGAACUAGGCCACAGCAGCCAUCUGCCAAAGAUAGAAUAAUAUGCAAUGCCCACUUCCUUUCAUCUCACUUAGAAGAUCAAACUCCCUGGUCUGAGAUAGUGGAAGUAUGACUAUGUAGAUGGGGAUAAGGCAAGGUCUGAAGUAACAUACUUUGAGCUACCUUGUUGGUUUGAUUUGCAUACGAGGCCUUUGUAUUCUUCUGUAUAGCUGACCACAACCCUGCUUCCCAUCAGAACAUAUAUUUAUAUAUAUAGCACCCAAAGUCUAAAUGGAUCUGGCUAGGAUCCUAGCAGGCAGAUGUGUCUUCUAGGCCAGCUGAGCAUCUAAUUUGAUGUUUUCACUUUUGAAGAACUUGUAUAAUUUUUUUGCAUCCCAACUAAUUUGAAGAGUAUAGUUUAUCUAUGACCCUAGCCAUGAACACUGGGUGAAAUGAUUGCAAGGGAUUCACCUGAGAGGACAAAUUAUGGGAGUGUAGAAACUAUGGAAUGCCUUCCUUUAACUUUCCCCCAGCUUGGCUCCCCAAAUUCUUAUCUUAAUCAUCACAAGCAGCAUAUUAUUCAGAUGCAAAAUAAGGUGUAGAAACUGAUUAUGUAUAGCAUUAGUCAUGAUAAUUGGUUUUAUUUAUUUUUCCUGCUCUGGGCAAGCAACUUUCUUGAUACGCAAAGAAAAGACUGAGUACACUGUAUGGUUUUUUUGAGAUGAGUGUGUGUGAGAGAGAGUAAUCUCUGGCGGCAACAUUGGAAGCCAGUGGAAACAACUGGCAGCUACUAAGCUAAGUUAAAACAGAUUCAGUUUUCUCUUUAGACCAAGUUAGGUAUUCAGAAACCUCACCAUCCAAACUGUCAAACAUUGUGGAGACUUUAGUUUUUUCAUAGUGCAGAGCAAAAACUGAUAUUUACUGCCAACUACUGUUCUUUUACAGCAAGUAGGGAUGACCAUUUCCUGCAAGUCAUCUUAAAUACUAUCUCCUCUUUUGAGUGUUGGUGACUUUUAUGAAUGAAACAGUUGCUCCACUGAAGAAAGCAGAAAUCACAGCCAGGGCCCAGCUUGGUUGCAGUGAAAGUAGUCCUCUUUAUUGUCACUAGUUUCUGAGAUCUUUCUGGGGAUAAACAUUCCUCUCUCGGGGGAUGAUCUCUAUAUAAAUAGUUACAAAGGGCUCAUGCCUGUUUGCAGGUAUUUUGAUUUGAGUGAUAAUCCCUUCAGUGAUGACAAUGGGAGGAUGUUUAAAAUGCUCACUGUUUUGUGUCUCGUUUCUUUUCUCGAAUAUUCUUCUCUAUACAAUACCUCCUAUAUUGCUCAUGGAGCUUCUUGGAACUCUUGAUUUUAAAUUCAUUAGUUUUUUAAGGCAUUUUUGAUGAUUUUGGAGCCAUUGAAAUGGCUGAAGCCAAAAUCAUGUUUGCUUGGGAGCAGCACUUUCAGACAGCUAAGGAGGGCCAGACAUUUUUGUGCCUAAGCAUAAAGGUUUGAUUUUCACAAAUGCAUAAUCCUAACCUCAUAAUUAUCAGGGGACGCUGCCACCUUUCCCCCCUCCUCAACAGAUGGGAAGCAGAAACACAGUAGAUGUAGCUUUACAUAACAUGGAGGUGUAGUAAUGGGGGGUGGCUGCACCUGCAGAAUAGCUGAAUGUCAUAAAGGCACAACCCCUUUGUGAGAGAAAGGUGGCAAUGCUAACCAGUGCCUAGGUUUAACACACAACACUUCUGUACAGAUAAAAUCACAUGUAGGGCAAACAGUGUAGACUGCUGAGUUUGGAAGUGGCAUGGGUAUUUAGAUUGCUUUGUUGCAAUUACAGGGAUCGGAGAGCCAACUCAUAGCUUUAAAAUGCACAUAUUGGCAACACUCUUGCCCACUUCAAAUAUUAUUGUGUAUAUGCCUCUCGUUCCCUCUUGCAUGAUCUGUAAAAAUACGUUGUGAAUAAAAUAACCCUUUUUACCAAAGUGAUACUGCUUGGACAUGGAGGAAGCUAAGCAUUGCUUGACCCAUAUCCCUGUUCCUGAAAUGUGACUGAUUCUUGCUCCCCCAAAUUUAGCUUGCUUCAUGUAACAAGUGUUGUUGGCUCUGGCCAUUUCCCUAGUGGUUCUCAUUCUGGAAGAAAUGAUGGAUUCCUGAGGAGGAGGAAGUAAUUUUAAUUUAACAAAGGGAAGUUUGAAUUUCUCAUUUGUUUGCAGCGUUCUUUUUUUAUUUUUAUUUUAAUGCAGAUUAAACUGUAACCCAAGCUGUUGGGUUUGAAAAUGUGCUGGCAACCUCUGCAUCUGAAAAUGUGACUGUGCCUGGGAGGCAAGAGCACCCAGUCUUCUCACUAGGAAACUGAGCUGGCUUUGAGCCUUGGUGGGUGCAAGUAAGCUCUGUCUCUGGGGAUGGGUGCUAAGCCUGCACUGUCAGGCUGGGCCUAUGUUGUUGCUCCUAUUUGGGGCAGGUGGAAGGUGUAUCCUAAGGCCUCAGGGAUUUGGGAAUGUGUAUUCAUCCCACCCCCCAGCUGCAGAUGAGUGUCUCUUGAAUCUCUAUAGGUACAAUUGUAGCCAGAGAAGCCUGGGGCUAAGAAAUGCACGCUGUCCCAUGUCUGGGUUUUCAUUGUUUUUUCUCUUGUGUGAGUGAGUGGUUGAUUCUGCAGCCUGUCUUUAUUCUCUCUGGGGGGAGUGCAUGUGUAGAGCAGGAUGUGUGUUGCUUCAUUGAGUCUGGGAAGAAUCCUGUAAUAGCACAUUGUGGGGGAAAACAAAGAUGCUUUUUCCUUAUUGUAUAAAUGAAUAUUUGUAUGAUUAAAUUAACACAAAACAA